Rodentolepis nana is the source of this 426-nucleotide messenger RNA. NCBI's taxonomy places the organism in Eukaryota, Metazoa, Platyhelminthes, Cestoda, Cyclophyllidea, Hymenolepididae. The record is from the annotation of a GenBank genome assembly.
AUGAACUUGUCGAAGGACGUCCGUUUUGCUUCUAAGAUGGCUUGCCUUAGGACAGCUGAUUGUCGUCUCCAGGCUUGUACGUCUUCCGUUCUUCCAGUCUGUUCAGCAGUGCUGCGAAGGGCGUCCGCUUUCUUUUCGGUUCCUCAAGGCCAGUCGGCCUUCUUGGAGUUCCAUGAUAGCUUGGUUGCCAUUUUCGAUAGCAUGCGUUUACUGCCGAUGGUAAUACUAGCAAUGACUGGUUUGUGGCCAGAACCAGGAUCGCCAAUUAUUUUGUGGUGCAUAUACUCGCAGAUGUCACUUAAACCCAGGAGCAAGUCAGGGGUUGUUCAGGUUCCAUUGCAGUGCAGAUAUGUAGCAGGAUCCUCAUCGCUCCAUGUUUUUAUUCUUACAGACCCAUCUGGUGGAAUGGACGUUGAGGUCUCCUAA